AUGACGGGGUUUAUUUGGUAUGGGCUGUUCGUGACUGACUACUUCACCAGCACACCACGCAAGCUCAGCCCCUUCCGCUCCUUUGCCAGCAUCGAGCUCUUCCACUUCCACAUCCCUGAGGACACAGUCAUCGCUGUCUGGAACCUCAUCACCUUCAAGGAGCAGGGUGGCACCUUUGGGGACCAAUGCCCUGACCGUAGCAUCACCGUGUAUUUCCGCUCAGGGGCUCCCUCUGUCAUUAACCCGCUGCACAAGCACUUCCCCAGGGACACGGCUGUCCCUGGCUCCUUUGCACUGACCCUCACCUGGACCCUGCCCAACCGCACCACGGGGGUAUUCAAUGUCACCAGCCCACUGCCUGGGGACUGGUUCCUGGCUGCCCACCUGCCCAAAGAUGAGGGCAAGAUCUCUGUCAAGGGGCUCUAUGAGGAGUGCCAGUAUCUCUUCCAGCCACAGCUCAUUGUGCAGCGCCUGAUGAACAUUGCCGUGCUGUACCCCGCCCUGUUGGUCCAUGCUGAGGAGCAGGACCUGACACCACUGUCCCACAGGGUGUUUGUGCCCAGCUACACGUCGCGCAUGCUGGUGGAGGUGCUGCGGUGCCGCAGGGCCGAGGGCUGCCCACUCUGGCUACGUGUGCGGGCCAAGGCUCCCCCCUUGCACAACUCCACGGCACUGGACUGCUGGGAGCACACUCCCUGCCAGCUGGCACUGGACCUGCCCUUCUGGCAGCACUGGUAUUACGUGCUGGUGGAGAAACACCCUGGGGUGCUGGGCACCAUCUCCUUCCAGGUCACCGUGCAGCUCACAGACUGCUCCCGACCCAGCCUGGCCCGUCCACCCUUCCUGCCCUCCAGUGCCUCCAUGAACAUGCCCCAAUCCUUCGGCUCCACGGGUGGGCUGGCGCUGGGGGAGAGCCCUCUGCCCACCAGCCCCAACGGCACGAAGCACCCGGUCCCCAUCCCCACUGCCUCACCUGCCAGUGAGUGGUGCUGGCCAGUCCGCCCCACGCUGCGCAAUGAACUGGACACCUUCUCCGUCCACUUCUACAUCUUCUUCGGGCCCAACGUGUCAGUGCCACCUGACCGCCCUGCUGUCUUUGUCAUCAACCUCCUACCAGUGCUGGACAGUGGUGGGGUGCUCAACCUGGAGCUGCGGCUCAACGUGAGCUCCCUGUGUGGUGAGAAUGUGACAGUGUUCGGGUGUCUGAACCAUGAAGUCCCUCUGAUGUCCGGUGACAACGCAUCGGUCACCUGCGAGACGGAGUCCCUGGCAGGCUUCCUGCUCUCUGUCAAUGCCACAGCCAGCCUCAGCCGCCUGCGGAUUCCCUACCCCCAGACGGGCAGCUGGUACCUGAGCCUGCGUUCGCUCUGUGCCACAGAGCAUGGGUUCGAGCCUUGCACCAAUGUGACAGCUGAGGUUUACCUGCGUGCCUACCUCUCACCCUGCAUCAAUGACUGCGGCAUCUAUGGCCAGUGCAAGCUGCUGCGCACCAACAACUAUUUGUACGCUGCCUGCGAGUGCAAAGCUGGCUGGAACGGCUGGGGCUGCACGGACAACGCUGAGGCUUUCUCCUAUGGCUUCCAGCUCCUCUCCACGCUGCUGCUGUGCCUCAGCAAUGUCAUGUUCGUGCCUCCUGUGGCCAUCGCUGUCCGCAGCCACUACCUCCUGGAAGCUGCCAUCUACAUCUUCACCAUGUUCUUCUCCACUUUUUACCACGCCUGUGACCAGCCGGGCAUCGUGGUGUUCUGCAUCAUGGAGUAUGACGUGCUGCAGUUCUGUGACUUCCUGGGCUCCCUCAUGUCUGUCUGGGUCACCGUCAUCGCCAUGGCCCGGCUCCAGCCUGUGGUCCAGACG
Molecule: messenger RNA, 1854 nt
Organism: Nipponia nippon (crested ibis)
Lineage: Eukaryota; Metazoa; Chordata; Aves; Pelecaniformes; Threskiornithidae
Source: RefSeq, a predicted model, not a curated record